This is a messenger RNA of Odocoileus virginianus texanus, 612 nucleotides long. RefSeq names its product EKC/KEOPS complex subunit LAGE3-like. Lineage: Eukaryota; Metazoa; Chordata; Mammalia; Artiodactyla; Cervidae. The record is from RefSeq and is a predicted model, not a curated record. Gene Ontology annotation, cellular component: EKC/KEOPS complex.
AGUCCCUGCCGGCUCCGGCGACAUGGCUGAUCCCAGAGAGCCCAGCGCUGCCGGAGAGUCAGGUGGCGCAGCCGCUGCCAUUCCGCAGAUCCCGGGGGCACCCCACGCACCAGGGCCUGGUGGAGACGCAGCACCCGGAGCCGGAGUUCUGAGUAACCGAGUCUACCAGUUCAGCCUCGCCAUUCCUUUCUCAUCACACGCGCAGGCGGACAACGCCCGCCACCUCCUGACUCGACGUACUCAGCUAAGAUGGCCGGUUCGGAGGGACCUCUACGUUAAUGGCCACAUGUUGGUUCUCCGAUUGACUUCUGAAGACCCUGGCCUGUUCCAGAUGGCUGUGGCCUUCUAUCUGCAGCAGCUGUACCUGGUGAUGUGGGCCUUGCAUCGCUUUGUGCAUCCCCUUUUUGCUUAGUCUCAGCACAGGAGAGGGCCUUAAACCUUGUCUAUAUGCCCUAGCAUUAAGUGUCCUUCUCUAGAGCAUUGCUUUCUUGAAGUAGUUUGAGCAGAUCUCAAAUUGUGUCUGUGGUACUGUUUGGGGGCUCAGGGUCCACGUAGUUUGUUUGAUGAUUGUUAACUGCAGAAAAUAAAACUGAGCUACUGUGCUGUCUCUGA